This is a messenger RNA of Anoplopoma fimbria (sablefish), 747 nucleotides long. RefSeq lists its product as uncharacterized. NCBI's taxonomy places the organism in Eukaryota, Metazoa, Chordata, Actinopteri, Perciformes, Anoplopomatidae. Gene Ontology annotation, biological process: response to bacterium. Bases 28 to 747 code for a protein of 239 amino acids. The transcript has 6 exons. The record is from RefSeq and is a predicted model, not a curated record.
CAUUGCUGAGCUUCAGUCACACGCACCAUGAAGAACUUUACCUUGAUAACAGCUUUAAGUCUCUGCAGCUUCAUUUCAGGCUUGAUGUCGGUCUCAGUGUCAGAGUUUAAAACUGUGGAGGUCCAGGCUGGUGGAGAAGUCACACUGCAGUCUGCCAAAAUGUCCAAUUAUGAUUCUGUGAUUUUCUGGUUCAGACUGGUGAACAGAUCCAAGGCCAGCUGCAUCUCUGUCAUGAUCAACUCUGGUCAAAAUGUGUCAUACUAUGAGGGAUUUCGAAAUGAAAAAUUUGAAAUGAGAACCAACAUCACCACUGUCUCUCUCAAAAUCCAAAAAGUGGAUUUAUCUGACUCUGGAAUAUAUUUCUGUGUAUUUUACCAAAGUGGGCGUCCUCAGUUCAGUGUGAUACAUUUAAAUGUUAAAGGCAGCGGUGAACCAAAUGAUGACGGGGACAACAAGUGUAAAAUGUCAGAGUGUCAGACUGUGGAGGUCCAGGCUGGUGGAAAAGUCACACUGCAGUCUGCCAACAUGUCCCAUUAUGAUUCUACAACAUUCUGGUUCAGACUGGUGAACACAUCCAAGGCCAGCUGCAUCUCUGUCAUGUCCGACUCUGCGUCUGACGGAAUGACACAUCUGUCGACUGUGAUCCUGGCCGGUCUGACUGUUUUCCUUGUAAUGGUCAUCAUCGGUCUGGCUGUCAGGAACAGGAAGCUUCAGACAGGCUACAUGUUUAAGACACGACAGAUCUAA